Messenger RNA from Zasmidium cellare ATCC 36951, 900 nucleotides. RefSeq lists its product as uncharacterized. The record is from RefSeq and is a predicted model, not a curated record. Bases 1 to 900 code for a protein of 299 amino acids. Gene Ontology annotation, molecular function: oxidoreductase activity. The transcript is spliced from 3 exons. NCBI's taxonomy places the organism in Eukaryota, Fungi, Ascomycota, Dothideomycetes, Mycosphaerellales, Mycosphaerellaceae.
AUGGCUCCAACAACCGACUUCAGCGGCAAAGUCCUAUUCCAAGCCUCACCAGGAAAGUACGAUGCAAGCAAGCUCGCCGGCAAGAGCGUGAUCAUCACCGGAGCAACGACAGGUCUCGGCGAGGCCUUCAUGCGCGCGUAUGUCAAACACGGCGCCUUCGUGACCUUCGCCGCGAGAUCUGCCGAGAAGGGCAACGCCUUGGUCUCCGAACUGGGCUUCGACAAAGUCCAGUUCGUCCCCUGCGACGUCUUGAAGUGGGCGGAUCAGCUGCAUCUGUUCAAGACCGCGCUGGAGAAAUCGCCUUCCAAGACCAUCGAUAUCGUCAUCGCCAAUGCCGGCAAGGCGGGACAUGAUGUCCUCAUCGACGACAAGCUCACGGAGAGUGGCGACCCUGCUGAGCCCAGCCUGGCUAUAUUGAAUGUGGACUUGAUCGGUGCGACGUACACGGCGAAGCUGGCGCUGCACUACCUGGCCAAACAACCCCAGGGUAGGGACCGCUGCCUGAUUUUGACGUCGAGCAUUGCGGGAUAUUUGGACAAGCCGGGGUCGCCGCAGUACAAUGCUGCUAAGUUUGGGGUUAGGGGCCUGUUUAGGUCUUUGAGGACGACCAUGCCGAAGGACAAUAUGCGUGUUAACCUUUUGGCUCCUUGGUUCAUUCCCGCCGCGAUCAACCCACCCGAGUUCUACCAACAUUUCAAAGACGUUGGCGUCGACCUCGCCGAUAUCCGAGACGCCGCCACGGCGGUCAUGCAAUUGUCUUCUGACACAAAUCUGAACGGUCGGGCAGUCUGUGUCAUUCCCAAGGCGUGGGGAGGGGCGGGCUACAUGGAUAUACAACAGGACGAUCAUCCGCCCGAGGAUCCGAUGAGUCGCUGGCAGGACUUGAUCUGGAAGAUAUAG